AUGGCUGCCGCAGCGCCCAAAUGCCGAUGCCUAUACAGCUCCUCCUUCCGUCCGUCCCGUAGAUACCUCGCUGCUCCCUCUCACCCCUCUAGCGCCCAAACCCGACUCCUCGCCACCGCCGCACCAGAACCCUCACCCUCCACGCCCUCCACUGAAUCAACGACUUCGAGGGGACCGCGACGCCACACAGCCUUCCGCGACACCCUCAAUACCGGGCCCUCCUUCUCCGAGUUCGUCAGCGGCAAAGACGCCCCCCUCGCGCCCUCCGAAGCCUACGAGCUACGAACAGCGACGGUAGGCCCCGCCGGCAAGAAGAAAACCAUAACGCGCCUCCCCGAAUGGCUCAAGACGCCCAUCCCCACAAACACAAACUACAAGAAGAUCAAGCACGACCUGCGCGGGCUGGGCCUCCACACCGUCUGCGAAGAAGCCCGCUGCCCCAACAUCUCCUCCUGCUGGGGCGGCAGCUCCAAGUCCGCGGCGACCGCGACAAUCAUGCUGAUGGGCGACACCUGCACGCGGGGGUGCCGCUUCUGCAGCGUCAAGACGUCGCGCACGCCCCCGCCGCUGGACCCGCACGAGCCGGAGAACACGGCCGAGGCGCUGAGCCGCUGGGGGCUCGGGUACGUGGUGCUGACGAGCGUGGACCGGGACGAUUUAGCGGACGGCGGGGCGAAGCAUUUUGCGGAGACGAUACGGCGCAUCAAGGCGAAGCGGAGCGAUAUCCUGGUCGAGGCGCUGACGGGGGAUUUCUGGGGGAACUUGGAGAUGGUGGAUGUGGUUGCGCAGAGCGGGUUGGAUGUGUAUGCGCAUAAUGUCGAGACGGUCGAGGCGUUGACGCCGGGGGUGCGGGAUCGGAGGGCGACGUUCAGGCAGUCGUUGAGCGUCUUGCGGCGAGCUAAGGAGGCGAAGGAGGGCCUGAUCACAAAGACGAGCAUCAUGCUUGGCUUGGGCGAGACGGAGGAACAGCUUUGGGAGACGCUGAGAGAACUGCGGAAACACGACGUAGACGUCGUGACCUUCGGUCAAUACAUGCGGCCAACCAAGCGCCACCUCCCUGUCCACGAGUACGUCACCCCCACGGUGUUCGAGCUGUGGCGCCAGCGGGCACUAGACAUGGGUUUCCUGUACUGCGCUUCGGGUCCGCUAGUGAGGUCUUCAUACAAAGCCGGCGAGGCAUUCAUCGAAAACGUGCUCAAGAAGCGCAACGCCGAGAAGCUUGGAGAGGCCGGACGGACUGAGUCGGGGCUACCGGCUGGCGUGAUGGAGGAAGCUGGGGCUGCUUGA
Molecule: messenger RNA, 1287 nt
Organism: Coniosporium apollinis CBS 100218
Lineage: Eukaryota; Fungi; Ascomycota; Dothideomycetes
Product: lipoyl synthase, mitochondrial
Exons: 2
Coding region: 1-1287 (428 amino acids)
Biological process (GO): lipoate biosynthetic process
Cellular component (GO): mitochondrion
Molecular function (GO): 4 iron, 4 sulfur cluster binding; lipoate synthase activity
Source: RefSeq, a predicted model, not a curated record